CAUCGGAGGCUAGUGCAGGGGUAUGAGCCUCAAGCAACAGUCUGUGCUUCACCUAAUGAUCCAGCAGAAGGGCCUUCAGUUCUUAAAAGACAGUAUACGGACUGAGUUAGUGCGCAGGGGUCCAUUCCAGCCAGGAGGUGAUUUUUCUUUUCCCAAAGACAAGUCCAGAAGAGCAUGUCAUCCAGGGCUAUUUCAAAGACGGCUGUCAAAUGGUGAAAUAAUUAAGAGGAGUUGGCUUUCAUAUUCUGUGAAGAACGAUGCUACAUUUUGCUUUUGCUGUAAGCUAUUUUCGAAGAAAACCAACAAAAUAAUAGUUGGCGGAGUGAACGACUGGUCUAACAUCAACGCCGUUCUGAGGCAGCAUGAAGGUAGUCCAGAGCAUACAAAAAGUAUGAUUAAGUGGAAGGAACUGGACCUGCGCUUAAGCCAUGGCAAAACACUUGACCACAUCCAAAUGACAGCUUUGGAGGCUGAAAGGAAGAGAUGGCGGGAUGUCCUAACACGCCUCUUAAGUAUAACUCAAUCACUGGCUGAGAGAAACCUGGCUUUCAGAGGCUCAUCAGACAAGCUCUACCAGCCAGACAAUGGUAAUUUCCUCAGAGAGGUGGAAUUAUUGGCGAAAUAUGACCCUGUGAUGGAGAAUCAUGUCAGUAGAAUUAAAGAUGGAGAGACACAUGCUCAUUAUCUUAGCAAAGAUAUCCAGAAUGAGCUGAUACAGCUGGUGAGUGACCAGAUUCUCGCCACUAUUGUGGCUGAAGUUAGGCACUCCAAAUACUUCUCCCUCAUCUUGGACUGCACACCUGACAUUAGUCACCAGGAGCAGAUGUCCAUUAUCCUCAGAAGUGUGUCUUUGAAGGGGCAGCCAGAAAUUAAGGAGCACUUCCUCGGCUUUGUUAAUGUUGAGGCUACAACUGGCUUAAACCUGACUACAGUCAUCUUGGAUAAGCUUGCUGACCUGAAAAUUCCAUUUGACAACUGCAGAGGGCAAGCCUACGAUAACGGGGCAAAUAUGAAGGGGAAACACCAGGGAGUGCAAGCCAGGCUGUUGAGAAUGAACCCCAGAGCUGUGUUUGUCCCGUGUGGUGCACACACGCUGAACCUUAUCAUUGCAGACGCUGCUAAAUCCUCUAAAGAUGCUGUUGGGUUUUUUGGCUAUGUGCAGAAGCUUUUCACAUUUUUUUCUGCUGGCACACAAAGAUGGAGCAUCUUGAAAAAACACGUCAACAUCACAGUGAAAUCAUGGAGUGACACAAGAUGGGAGAGCAGGCUCCAAAGUGUCCAUGCAGUCCGGCAUCAGGCCUCCAAGAUAAGAGAAGCCUUACUGGAAGCCAGGCAGACAGUCAAUGAUCCUGUAGCCAAAGUUGAGGCACAGUCACUUGCAGAAGAGGUUGGAUCCUACCGCUUUUUGAUUUGCUGUGUUGUCUGGUGUGAAAUACUGUCAAGGACAAAUACAGUUAACAAGCUCCUCCAAUCUGCAUCAAUGCAGCUUGACAUAGCUGUGCAGUUGAUCUCAACUGCAAAAGCCUCUCUCACUCUCUACCGGGACACUGGAUUUUCAGAUGCUCAGACAACUGCUCAAAGCAUUUGUGAGGAAAUGAAUGUGGAACCAGUUUUGAAGGAGAAGAGGCUGAGAACCACUAAGAAGCAUUUCAGCUGAGUCAUCUGAUGAGCCAGUGGUCGA
Molecule: messenger RNA, 1681 nt
Organism: Larimichthys crocea (large yellow croaker)
Lineage: Eukaryota; Metazoa; Chordata; Actinopteri; Sciaenidae
Product: zinc finger MYM-type protein 1
Exons: 1
Coding region: 23-1657 (544 amino acids)
Source: RefSeq, a predicted model, not a curated record